Molecule: messenger RNA, 1683 nt
Organism: Aedes aegypti (yellow fever mosquito)
Lineage: Eukaryota; Metazoa; Arthropoda; Insecta; Diptera; Culicidae
Product: UDP-glucuronosyltransferase 2B20
Exons: 3
Coding region: 75-1646 (523 amino acids)
Molecular function (GO): UDP-glycosyltransferase activity
Source: RefSeq, a predicted model, not a curated record
ACUACAAUCAGUUGUAGCCUUACCGGCUUGCCGUAGACUUCGCUCCUGCCAUCCGAAAAAAAAAUAGCGGCGGCAUGUCGCGUUGUGUGUUUUUAUUGCUCACAGUGAUUUGCAGCUUCACACAUGCUGCGAAUAUUUUGUACAUAGACGGAGUGGCAUCGCCAAGUCACUUUAUUUGGCAUAAAGCGUUAAUAAACGGACUUGCUGCUAAAGGCCAUAAUGUAACUGCACUGAGUGUCGAUGUUGAAGAAAAUGCACCAAUGAAUGUAUCAUACAUUAAAAUGGAAGGAGUCUAUGAAAGUUUAUUUGAGGAAGAUGGCAUGGAAAGCGAUUUCUUCGAAAUUGGGCAAAUGAAUCCAUUUUCUGUGUUGGCAAUGUUCAAUGAAUACGCAACUAUUGGUUGUAAGCUAACUCUGAAAACAGCAGGUCUACGGCAACUGCUGGAAUAUCCGAGAGAGUUCAAAUUCGAUUUGAUUAUAAGUGACUAUCUCAAUGGACCGUGUAUAUCUGCUGUUGCGCAACAUAAGUUUGGAAGACCUCCGUACAUUGCAGCUACUGCUUUCCAUGGGCUGACAACGACGAACAUGAUGUCCGGCGCCUUUUCAUAUUCAGCAUCGGUUCCAAACCAUGAGUUCAAUACCCCUCAGAGCAUGGGCUACUGCCAACGUUUCAUGAACUUUUUGUAUAAUCAUUGGGAAGAACUGCUGAAAAUUUAUAACAUGUACCCAAAAGUGGAUAAAAUAGUGCGCAAAGAAUUUCCGGACAUUCCAUACGUUGGAGACCUUGAUAGAGAUACUCGAAUCAUACUGUUGAACUCCAACCCUGUCAUCCAGUAUUCAGAAGCAUCAAUGCCUAACGUAAUCUCUGUAGGUGGAAUGCAAAUCGUCAAACCUAAAGAACUCCCCGAAGAUCUGAAGAAACUGGUAGAUAACGCCAAAAACGGUGCGAUUCUGUUUUCGCUCGGUACCAAUGUCCGAAGUGAUAUGCUUGGAGAUAAGAGAAUUAUCGAGAUCCUUAAUGCUAUGAGUCAGUUUCCGGAGUACCAAUUUCUUUGGAAGUUUGAGUCGGAUGCCAUGCCAAUCGAGGUGCCAAAGAACGUUUACAUAAGAAAGUGGAUGCCGCAAAACGAUUUGCUGGCUCAUCCUAAUCUCAAACUUUUCAUCACUCACAGUGGUCUUCUGAGUACCCAGGAAGCGAUUUAUAACGGCGUGCCUAUCAUUGGAUUCCCAGUUUUCGCCGAUCAACACCAAAAUAUCAAUUACUGUAUGGAACAAGGUGUAGGAAAACGGCUUUCCAUAAAGAACGUGAAGAGCAGCGAGCUAGUCAACGCCAUUAGGGAACUGAUGACAGACGACAGGUCAGUGGCUUGUUACCGCGAGAACAUGUCCCGCUUGUCGAAGAUCUUCCGUGAUCAGAAGGAACCACCAUUGGAGCGCGCCAUCUGGUGGGUGGAGUGGGUUCUUCGGCAUCCAACGUCGAAAAUUUUACAGUCCAACGCCGUCCGGUUAGACUGGUUUGUGAAAUAUUCAUUCGAUGUCAUCGUGCCACUAGUGUUGGCAGGUCUGAUAGUGUUAUCGAUCCCGAUCAAGAUAAUGCGAUACGUAAUGUGUCGGAAGCAAGGACAAGUGAAAACGAAGCGUGAAUAAAAUUCAUCGGGUGGUCUAGUUAUCAGAUCCAGAAUUA